Messenger RNA from Nematostella vectensis (starlet sea anemone), 6125 nucleotides. RefSeq names its product myosin-2 heavy chain. The transcript is spliced from 4 exons. The record is from RefSeq and is a predicted model, not a curated record. The coding region runs from base 399 to 5213 and encodes 1604 amino acids. NCBI's taxonomy places the organism in Eukaryota, Metazoa, Cnidaria, Anthozoa, Actiniaria, Edwardsiidae.
AUUAUUGAAGCGUGACAGCGAGCCGUUGGGAGUAUGCAAAUCAUCGAUCACUAGCUUGUGUCGUAAACGGUCUGGAACUCAGCAUAGCUAAUUCUGCGACCUGUGACCAACUGUUUGGCGCUUAUAGCUAUUGUUGGCAGGAUUCUUUGCAAAUUCUCGCCGCUUUUUCGCCGAGGAAUCAGUGUUCGAGAGGGUCAGCGUCUUUAGAGACUUGUAUAUCCAUCGGCAAGGUGUCAAGGACGACGCGAAGAGUUCACCGUAAACACUGACUUGUGAUAUUUGUCAGUUUAAUGGACUUGCAUUCAAGAGCUUCGUCUAUUUAUAUGCCCUCGGUGUAGACGGGUUCUUAAUUGCCGCUAUUUUACCCCUGGUUGUGGUUUUUUGCCAAAGUUGUCGCCAUGAGUCAAUAUAAACAACAAUCCAAAGCUGAUUACCGAGAUUCCGAAGCAAUUGGGGUUGGUAAUGGGAACGCAAACGGGGCCAAAGACCCAAAUAAGAACGACGAAUUUGAUGUGUACGAAACAAGCUCAAAAUCUACGAAAGUUCAGGAAAGUCAUACAACUGUGAUCACUGAAUAUAGAAGCGAAGAACAAGACGAGUUGAAGAAAAAGUUUGAAGAGGCAAAACUUCGACUGGUUGAUUUGGAAGGGGAGCUGCGAAACACCCGGGAAAAACUCGGGAAUUUGCAAGGAGCAUGCGAAAGCACGGAAUUGAAAAUCGGAUAUUUGAAAGAUGCUACGAUCAUCUACCAAGAUGUGGUAAGCUCUCAUGAGUACACAUUCAAGUCGAUCACGGAAGAAAACAGGAUCCUAAGGAUUCAAGUUCAGCGUACGAAAGGCCUGGAGGAGGAACUCGAGAAAGAGAAGGACAGGAAUAAAGUGCUGGAGGAACGCAUUGCAGGGCUGGAGCGAGAUAAAGAUGACGCAGAAUCUGCCAUUGAUCGCCUCACGACUCAGUUGACUGAUUCCGAGUUGGGUUCGAACAAGUUGCGUGAGCGCGUGACAGAUUUGGAAGCGGAGUGCGCGGAAUUGCGUGACAUGCUUGCCGCGUCUGAAGACGAGUGUAAGAAGUUGAGAGGUGACCUUGUUGACCGAGACGAUCAGAUUGACGCUCUGAAAGAGGAAUUGGCGCGAAAACACGACGAGUGUACUAUUUAUGUCACGCAAUCCGAGACGCUCUCCCAAGAAUGCGACACGCUGAAGCAAGACAAGAUCGACAAUGAGCAAAACUUGUUGAAAGAAAUCGAGUCGUUGAAACUCAAGUACGAUGAAAUAGAAAAAGAAAAAGGCGUAUUGGAAAAGGAAAAAAUCGAAAUCUUUGACGAGUUGAAUAAGUUGGAGGAACGCUUGCAGGAUUUGGAAGAUCUUCAAGCGCAGCGCUUCGAGUUACAGAAGAAAUACGACAGUCUCAAAGAGAAAUACGAGACUCUACGAGCGGAGAAUGACGACUUUGUGGGUCAGAUAAACGCCUACGUGGACCUGGAAGCGAAAGGAAGAGAACAGUUCGCAAGACUGCAGGCCAAGUAUGAUGAGCUUGUGGCCGAAAACGCGGAACUGACGGAAAACUGCGACUUGCUGGAGAAGAAUGAAGCGAGGCUGAAAAAGGAAAUUGAUGACCUGCGCGCACAGCUUGCGGACAAUGACGAUCUGGAAAAGAACCUAGACGACAUGCGAAAGCUCGAGUCUAAAUACGAGCUCGUGAUAAUCGAAAAGGAGAAGCUAGAGAGGGAGAUCAUAGUCCUCCGCGAAGUAGAGACCAAGUACAAGCUACUUGUGAUCGAGAAGGAGGGACUGGAGCGGAAGCUGAAGGAUGAACAGAAAGUUGUCUCCGAGCUCAAGAUCAAGUUGGAAAGGUUUUCCGAAGACGGGACAGAGCUCGAGGAGAAAAUCAGAUCGCAGCGCAACAGGAUAACCGAACUCGAGCGUCGAGUUAAAGAACUCGAGAGAGAGAAGAACCUUCUAGAACAGCAAGUGAAGACCAUGAAGAACAAGUCUGAUGAUGAUGACAAGAAAAUCAAAGAUUUGAACGAAAAAGUUCGCGUUCUUGAGAAGCAAUUGAAGGAAAACGACGCUGAGAUCCAAGGCUUGAAGGACGAUAACGAAAGGUUAGAAGAUGAAUUGGAGGACUUGUCAACCACCAUAAAGCGCGGGAGAGCGGAAUACGAGCGUAUUUUGAAGGAAAACGCCGAGCUUAAAGAUGAAAAUGAGGCUCUAAAGGCAGAGAUUGACGCAUUAAAACCGAAAAUUGAGGAAGAGGUUGUGGUGCAAUCCGCGGCUCCCGUGGCUGCCGGCGAACCCGACUUUGACGAUAAAGAACAGCUAGACAUGCUUGAAAACGAGCUGAGAGAAGUCAAGCAAAAGCUAGAAGAUGUCGAAAAAGAAUAUCAACAAUACAGGGAAGAAAAGGAACCGGAGUUGAAGUCACUACGCGACCAGGUCAAAAAUCUUGGGGAACGGCUUAAGGACGCCGAGUUCGUCAAGAAGAAGCAAUUAGACGACUUGAAAAAGCUACAGAAGAAAUACGACCAAAUGGUGGAGGACUUUGAAAAACGAAUCAAGAUUCUAGAGGACAGGAGUGAAGGCCAGAGGAAAGACUUGAUCGAUAAAGAGAUUGUGAUCAGUCAACUUAAGAAGGACGAGGCGAAGAACAAGAUUCAGAUAAAGCGCUUGGAAGACCAGCUUGCUGACAACAAGAAGGAAAUGGACAAGGGGCUCGCUCUGGUAAAUAAGCUCCGAGACGAGAUUGCUGAUCUAAAAAAGCGACUUGCUGCAGCAGACGACAAUGACGAGCUGAUGAAACAGAACGAGAGCCUCCGUAAGAAGGUGAGCAAACUUGAAGACGAGGUUCGUUUCCUCAACGACGAGCUAAGGGAAGCCGACAGUUCAUCGAUUAAAGACACAGAGAAGCUUAAUGCUGAGAUUCGUGAGUUCAAAAAGAAGAUAGUGGAACUCGAGAAGUUGGUCGAUGAUCAAGAAGAGGAGAUUAAAAAGUUGGAGGAUGAGUUGAAAAAUGUACCGAAAGAUAAAAAGGACGGAGGCGAUGGCGAAUGGAAGUCGCGGUAUGACAUCCUGUUGAUUAAGUUUGAGGGUCUUGAGCGCGAGAGAGACUCACUGAAGCGAGACAAGGACAAGUUACACAAGGAUUAUAUCACUAUUGACGACGAGCUUCAGAACGUCCGAUCGCGAUACACUAGGACCAAGAAACAGCUCGAAGAAACUAACAUCGAGAUCAACUCGUUACGGAUCCAGAUCAACGAGUACAAAUUCGGUGAUGAUGCAUCUGCCCUCAAGCGUGAGAUCAAGCGACUCGAAGACGCACUCGACAGAAAGGAGAGAGACUGCAAGGAGCACUUGAGCGAACUCGACGAAUGGCGAGAGAAGUACGAGUCCCUGAAGCUGAAAUACGACGAGUUAGAGUACGAAAAGGGAUCCCUACAUAACGAGAAGAACGCGCUGCAGAGCGAGCUCAAGACCAACGCAGAGAAACUCGCCGAGAUGGAGAUCAAACUGAGUCAGGGGAACAAGGACGAGUUGCGCCUGCGCAAUGAGAUUCAGGUCCUGAAGAUCAAGAUUACGGAGAUUGAGCAGCGGGGUGGCGAUACGGACGAGGUCGAGCGGUUGCGCAUGCGCGUAGUGGAGCUUGAGAGGGAAGUUGGACGGCUGAAGAAGCUGUUGAUGGAUGCGAGUGAUGACAACAAGUCACGUGACGCGCUACAGGGGGAGAUAGAAGACCUGGAAAAGGAGGUGAUUAUACUGACACACGAGAUUGAGCUGAAAACGGCACGUCUCAACGAAUCAAAGAAGGAAAACGAAAACUUGAAAAACCGGAUAAACGAGCUAGAGAACCAAGGCGUAGCCGUGCCGAUGAUCCAGCCUCAGAAGAUUGAGACGGUGCAAGCGGUGGUGGAGGAAUCAGUGCCUCCAGUUCCCAUGAUCCCCGCGUGCCGCGAGACGUCAAGGCUCGUCAUUGACGUGGAGGAACGCCUGGAGGAAAUCGUGCUUGGCGUGUUGAUCAAGAGCCGGGUUCAUCGCGUCGUGCAUCGCUACCAGGGCCGCGGACGCGAGCACUCGAAACUCGACUUCACUGUGGAGGCUCUACCCGGCACCGUGCUUGUCGGUACCCCUGUGGCGGUCAAGGUUGAUGCCGCGGAGACACCCUCAGUACAGAAGCCUGACCUGAUAGACGGCUUUCGGGUACCGGGUUUCGAGCAAGAGGUGGAAUCGCCGCUCAUGGCAGACUUCAACCUAUCGGCCCCGCCCAGUGUGUAUCCACAGGAAGACCGCAACAUCUCCCCUGUGGCGUACACCCUUCAGUCUUCGGAUCUGGAAGAGACUCCCGCCGGAGAUGACUACAUCCUCGUGGACGCCAUCCCCGCACACCGCCUGCAGAGCGAUUCCUCAGACGGUCCCUACGGGGGACACGGGGAACCUUAUUACCAGUACCCAGGGGACCACGAGGGAUUCCGUCCCUCUCCGUCGAGAGAGCCCGAGGACUUGAAGGUCCCACGAGGAAAACUGGUUCCCAUCAGAGCCGUGAUUCGCGACUCUGGUGUGGUGAUGCGCGCAGAACGACCCCCUACCCCUCCCGGGGUCAGUCACCGUGUUCCCAGCGAUCAGGAGAUUUUCAGGCCAAUUGCGGCAGAAAUUACGCAUGAACAACAUAAUGAGCCAGUGUUCGAGGACCAGCGGUAUCCCGUUCGUGAGGAGAUGCCACAGGCAGACCGCUAUUCGCCAAGAGAGCGAGUCCCCUCUCACGAGCGUCACACCAAGGGACGCUACAACGGCUAUUCCAACGGCUACAACGACAACCAACCGAAAGGAAAACGAUCGAGCGGGUACCAAGACGACCCUAGGAAUAACCGAGACAGCUACGGAGAUUACUCGAGGAGCUCCCGAAGCAGCUACGAGGAUCAUCCGAGAAGUUCCCGAAGCAGCUACGAGGAUCGCUCGAGAGAUAGCCGAGGAAGUUAUGGUGCCAGGGAUUCAUACGGCAGUUAUCCCGAAUAUUCAAGAGGUUCCCGCGGAGGAUACGCCAACCUAUCGAGGGAUUCUCGACAUGGCUACGACGACCAUACGGGGGAUAAUCGAAUGAGUGGAGAUUACGAGCCGAGAGAUAAUCGACUGAUUUAUGAAGAGGAGCGAAGGGAAGCGAAGUCGUACCGAAAGGUUUCCGAUGGUGAUGGAGUGAGGCGGCCAUGGUACGGUGGGAACUAAUUUGAAUAGUCACUGUAGAAUAUCAUACUGUUCUUAUUAGUUCGAAUGAUAAGCCGGUUGUCAGAAAAAGAUGGGAUUCGAGGCCAUAGAUGAACAGGUAGCAUAAACCCUGUAUAGAAGGGCGGGAUUCGAGGCCAUAGAUGAACAGGUAGCAUAAAACCCUGAAUAGAAGGGUGGGAUUCGAAACCAGAAUUUCAUAGAUAGCAUAUAGAGCUUUUUGCAACACCUCGAGCACAUUUUGAUAUUUAACAACGCACGAUUCAAAUUGAUCUUAAUCCUUUGUAGUGAUAUGCUUUCAAUAAAGAUUUAACACCCAAGGAAUAAACUAAUGGCACGAAGACGGUGAAGCCACGAGGGCACGCCGAGUCCCUUCGGAAAAACUAACGGAACGAGGACGUUACGAGGACACGACCAGUCCUUUCGUUUUUGUUGUAAAAAUGGGACCUUUUAAAAGUAUUCCGAUGCGUAAGGGACCAAAAUUUACUAACCGGCUUGGACUUAAGAUUAGAUUUAGUCGUAGAUUUAGUGACUACAUAAACAUUUCACUUAAAAUACUUAAGGAAGAAGUAGAAGUAUUGUAGAUUAGUAUUCGGAGUAUAACUAUUUCAAGUAGUAUUAAUAUUUUAUUGUUAUAAACACAUUUUGCUAUAAAAAGGCAUGCCCUAUUUUACCACUGCAUAUUUUUCUGCGAAAGUACAAUAUUCUUUGCAUGACCUGGAAGCUAGCUUUCUAAUUGCCCUCCCCUUCCUUAUGGAACUAAAAAAUGUCGGAAAAUCUGUUAAGAUAAGACUCUAGUCUAGACUCGAUCACCAUUUAUUAACUUUAAGCAUUAUUUCUACCUUUUUAGAAACAGUAGAUUUUGUAAACGUUCAGAUGUGAAUUUUUAGAAUAAAAGUGUAAUUUAACGUUAAA